Messenger RNA from Camelina sativa (false flax), 1439 nucleotides. The record is from RefSeq and is a predicted model, not a curated record. Lineage: Eukaryota; Viridiplantae; Streptophyta; Magnoliopsida; Brassicales; Brassicaceae.
GGCAACCCAAAGGGUUUGCAUUUGCUUACCCUUCUCUUUUUAGUUUUGUUUUUCUUUUCUUAGGAAAUUUGCUAUUUUUUUGUAUUCUUUACAGAGUCAUUCGAGAAUCACGUUUGGUAGUGAGUUUGGUUUUCAGGAACAGGUUCUAAACGCAGAAUAUGCGAAACCCUUUUCAAAGAAAGUUCUGUGGUGGUCAGGAUCGGCUAAUCCACUUCUGGACUGACCGAUCCCCGUUCCAGGUAAGUAAAAUCGAGGGACGAUAAAAAAAGGGGGGUUUGCAAAAGAAGGAAGGAAAAAAAUUGGUUUUCGGGUUUAUGAACUUAAAUUGAACCGGGUUAAACCGGCUUCAUGUUCACACCCCAUAAAACCUAAUUUCUUUUCUUCUUCCUUCUUCCCUCGCCGUCCACAAACUCGAUUUCCCUCUCCUCUCAAAUCCUCUCUUGUUUGAUUCGAAUUUUGGGUUUCUUCAACUUGAUUUUUCAUCAUUUACCCAACCCACUUUUUGUCUCAAUCAUUCACACACGACAAUGCCUAAACGAAGCCGUAGCGGUAAGGAGACUGCCACUCCUUCCGCAGAACCGCCGACGAGAGUUUGGAGCGAUGAGGAUACUAAGGGUCUGAAGCUACUUGGACAAUGCAAGAUGGAACCAACUCGUUUUGUCGAUCGGGAGCUCUUUGAGAAGAUGGGUAUGCUGUCUGAUUUUGACGAGUUGGUGAAAAAUAUGGGCUUUGGUACUUUCGCUGAGCAAGCAUGGGACUUGCAUGAUCGGCUCGCACGAGAAUUCCUCGCCACUGUGCAAGUCGAUUCGCCGGGUGGUUCUGAUAUGAUGGCCGAGCAGUGUUCGAUCAGCUUCUUCCUCCUCAGGCAACACUAUGUCAUCUCCAUGUUUGAUCUAUGUGACAUCUUCGGUUUCCCCAGAAACACAUUAUGCACGAUGGAGAAGCUUGACAGUAGGACAGAAAUUUGGAAGCUUAUUGCUGCUGGGCAAUAUGCUUCUCGAAGCGCAAGACAGUCUCGCAUCCGCAACCCCGUCCUCCGAAUCACGGCGAAGUUCCUGAGUAACACAAUUUAUGCUAGGGCUGAGACUAGCACAUUGCAGCUACCUGAGUUGUGGAUGUUUUUCCAUGGUCUUCGCAGGUUCCUUCACGCUCCGGAUUCCCCUUUGUACCAGCAGACUCAUGAUGUCAACUUUGGCUUCCUGCUAUCUAAGGAGUUUGAGCAGGUUCGGAGGAGCAUGGCUCAUGCUAAGAACAAGAGAGUUCUCAUCGGCAGUUUGGUGACCCCUAUCAUUGAAUCAAUGAACAGAGUUGUGGAGAUGAUGGAGGGAACCUUGGAUGCUCUUGAAGUCCCUCCUAAGCCUGUUUUGCAUUUUCCGGCAGAACCUCUUCAAGAUUCGUCUACGCUUUCCGAGGAAAUAUCGGUGUACACAGAAGUAUGA